GAAAUCAGAGACUACGAUUUUCCGUACGGUUUUCGUCUGAUCGUAUCAGAUCAAAUAUGAUCAAACGUACGAUUCUUGUAAGGUCUUAUUAUCUGAAUGUUCGCCCUGGGUAAUCUUAUAGUGAAAUCUUACCGGACAGCAAGAUUUUGGAUGGAUCUUAUAGUACGACUUAAUAUAAGAUUGCAUGAACCACGAUUUUUCGUACGAUUUUCAUCUGAUCUUAAAAGAUCAUAUAAGAUCAGACGUAGGAUCUUAUAAGAUCUUACUGUCUAAUUUGUCGACCUGGGUAGUUCCAUGUGUUGGAAUAAAUUCUUAAGCGAUUAAAUACGUUCUAAUUUAAAUGAUGCAUCCUUUAGUUUUGAAAAUACAUCUUCUAUAUAUUAGUGUCUAUCUGAUAAUAAAGUUAUACCACUUGUUAAAUUAGUUUGACCAAUCAAAUUUAUUGUUAUUUUAGAUAGUAAUGUCGAAUAAGUUAUUUUUUCACUCCAAGUUCAUAAAAGAUAGAAGAACAGAUAAAGACAUUGUACGUAUAUCAUCAGAAACGAUAAGAAAUUGAUUCUUACUUUAUCUUAUUUUUCUCUUCCUAAUACCCGACACAUUCACCGACGUCUGCUUAUAAAAUGACGAAGAAUCUUCUCGUCGGUGUUUUUAGUCUGUAUUAUCUAUUCUAUAAUGUACGAAAGUAAAUUGCGCACAUCAUUGUUAAAUAAGUUUAUCUUGUCUUUAUUACUUUGAUUUUCUUGUCAGGUGUAAAUGUGAUUAGUAAAUUUUUAUUAAAAUGAAUCAACAAAAGAGAAUCAAUGAUUUGAUAGAGAUAGGUCGUUAGAGAAAGAAGAAAAGAUUAGAUUUACAACGUAAAAAUUACAAAUAUCAUAUUGAUUUAGCAAAGAAUAUUGUUGAAAGUUUCACUGCAACAGCUUACCACUUCACAGUUGAAGAAGAAAAUGAUGAAUUUAAAUGGAAUGAUUCAAUUAGUACUUUGCACAACAAUACAAAUGGAACAGGUAGUUCCAUUAUCACAAAUUAUGAUCAAUAUUUACACAGUGACUAUUUACAAGAUGUAAAUAAUAGUGCAUUUCUUACAUCAAAAACAAUUGUUCAAGAACAAGAAUUAACAUCAAGCAAUAGUUCAAAUUAUUUGAAUAUGGAUAAAAGUAAAAAAUUUGAAAGUUUUACAAUUCAAACUGGAGGAGAUAGUGAUGAAGAAGCUAAUUCUCAAUCGGAACAAAGUCAUCAAGUUCUAUUAUAUCAACAUACAAAUAUUUUACGUGAUAAUGUUUGUUUUAAAUUUUUACAACUUAUUCGUCAAUCUCAAAUUAGUAAAACCAGUGCAAAUAAAUUGUUAUUGUUUAUUAAAAGUCUGCUACCUGUUCCAAAUUCAAUUCCAUCAAAUAUGAAUAAUUUAUCAGCACAUUUAAAUAUUGUCGAUUAUUUUCAAAAAAGAACCGUUUGUAUUUUAUGUCCAAAAAAUUUACAAAAUAAUCAAACAAAAUGUAAUAAUUGUUUAACAGCUGAAACUAAACAUGUUGCUCACAUUCUUGAUACUAAUAUUUCACUUUUAUUAACAAAAAUUGUAUCUCGAUUAAAAAAUGAAAUUUAA
Molecule: messenger RNA, 1600 nt
Organism: Rotaria sp. Silwood2
Lineage: Eukaryota; Metazoa; Rotifera; Eurotatoria; Philodinida; Philodinidae
Source: the annotation of a GenBank genome assembly